AUGAUCGAAUGGCAAGCCACUGAGAUCCUAGCCGGCUGUUUAUUCACUGCACUAUUCCUAGCACUUGUUCUAAUUGCAACGCAAUGCUUAGCGUCAUGCUUCGACAAUUGGAGAAGUCAUCGACGAAAAUCUGAUCCGGAACGACUUCCUGAUGAUUAUGUCGACGAGAUACGUAGACUUCUAGAUAGGCACAAGAGAAUCAUGAACGAGUACGAGUUCCCAGAGGAAAGCAGAGAUGAGGAGGAAACUUUGAAGGCUGACGUAAGCUCCAUUUAUUACGCCUGCCUUGAAAUCACUUAAAA
Messenger RNA from Strongylus vulgaris, 302 nucleotides. The record is from the annotation of a GenBank genome assembly. Lineage: Eukaryota; Metazoa; Nematoda; Chromadorea; Rhabditida; Strongylidae.